Saitoella complicata NRRL Y-17804 is the source of this 1245-nucleotide messenger RNA. RefSeq names its product regulator of G protein signaling superfamily. Gene Ontology annotation, cellular component: plasma membrane. Gene Ontology annotation, biological process: intracellular protein localization. Bases 151 to 1221 code for a protein of 356 amino acids. Lineage: Eukaryota; Fungi; Ascomycota; Saitoellomycetes; Saitoellales; Saitoellaceae. The record is from RefSeq and is a predicted model, not a curated record. The transcript has 3 exons.
CGGACAAUGUAACAACAAGGCCGUAAUACAUUUGGGAAACAGCGUUACGGGAUCCAGCCGGCCAUUCAAUUGAUAUCAACAGCGUCGCUUCGUCGCGAUAUCACCCAGUGAACAGCUGCUUUCAGCGCACGGUACUCACAGCAUACAAACAUGGCAGGAAAGACCCGGUUACCGACUCUUGGCGAGGUGUUGCACCGUCAAUCCGCCCCACCCGUUGAUCUUUUCAGUUUUUACCUCUAUAUGCGCGAUCAACAACGUAGUGUUGACUACCUUGACUUCUUCCUCGACUGCGAACAGCACCUCGCGUUAUGCCGCCUAUACGUCCGUGAACUACGACGUUCGGUAUUGAAUGCUACGCCAGACGUACCCGAAAAUAACGAAAAAUCCCAUUAUUCUGAAGCACCGAGAAGUAGUGAUGAAUUUGCGUACGAGAAGCAGGGUGAUCGUGCGAUCAGCCCCUUUUUGAGGAGUCAUCCCAUGCAGGGAGGAGCUUCGGUUGAGAGCUCGCCGACAUUCACGCAAGAGGGUGUGCCGGUGAAUGCAGCAUACGACAAAGCCGAGAAUCGCCAGAGUUGGAGAUCGUCGUUGUCGAGGGAAGGUGCGCAGGGACUUGCUCCGAGCCCGGAGCAUACAGUCAAUCGCGCGGAUAUUAGGGCUUCUGCGGAGAGGAUUUUGUAUACGUAUCUUGUCAGGGGAGCGGAGAGGGAGAUUGCGCUGCCGAGCCAUAUUCACCAUGGUGUGAGUAACGCCAUUGAAGUGGAUGGACGUGAUGAUCCGGAGGUGUUCGAUGAUGCGAAGGAGUAUGUGUUUCAGGCGAUGGAGAGGGAUGCAUUCCCAGGAUUCUUGAGAGCGAAGGCGUUAGGGAACUUGGUACCGCCGUCAGCGCUGUUCAGAUUGAUUCUUGGGUUGAUGGCCAUGUUUGGAGCAUUCUGGACGGCAUUUUCGUUGAUUUUCCUCAAUUAUUCGAAGAGUACGAGAGUCUGGGUCCUCCUUCCAUUCUUCGUCGGUGUGUAUGCUCUCAUGUCACAUCAAUACAACCUCGACCCAUUACUUGCAUUGGCGGGUUUGAGCGAAUCUACGUUCAUGUCUUUCAUGCGCAUUCGUGAGCCAUAUGUUCGAUCAUUACUUAGCCAACGUGCAAUCUGGAUGUUAGCCCUAAUUUGUGUCAUCACGGCAGCUCUGACUUUGAUAUUUUCGUUGGUACCCGGACACAGGCUAUGACGGGCCUAUGCAGACGCACUCGCG